AUGCUGUCCUCGGCGUGUGCGACACGUUUGUCUACUACUCGAAUUGCCCAGCGAGCUGUCGUCGUGGCUGGUCGAAGGCACGCUCCAGUGCAAAUUGUUCGAAGAGCUGUAAGGGGAAUACAGACUGCUCAACAAACAGACAGGGACACUAUCACAAGGCUGCUGUAUUCUCUGGGAACCAAGAAAGAGGUCGAGCGCCAUCUCCGCAUCUUUUCAGCAGCGUCGCACCCAUCGCACCCAGCAAAGUUCGCUGUCAUCAAGGUCGGGGGUGCAGUCCUGGAACAGCUCGACGAACUCGCUCUUAGCUUGAGUUUCUUGUAUCGCGUUGGACUCUACCCGGUCGUUCUACAUGGCGGGGGUCCUCAGCUCAACGAUAUCAUUGAACGGGAGGGCGUUGUCCCCGAUUACAUUGACGGAAUUCGAGUGACAGAUGCAAAGACUCUCCAGGUAGCGCGCCGUGUCUUCCUAGAAGAGAACCUCAAGCUCGUUGCUGCUCUUGAGAAGCUAGGAACACGAGCUCGCCCUAUCACAUCGGGUGUCUUCACCGCCGACUACCUCGACAAAGAUAAAUACCAGCUUGUCGGAAAGAUCACUCGUGUCGACAAACGUCCCCUUGAAGCGUCCAUCAGAGCAGGCGCAUUGCCAAUCCUCACCAGCCUCGCGGAGUCCCCCGAGGGACAGAUCCUCAACGUCAAUGCCGACAUCGCUGCUGGAGAGCUCGCCAAGGAACUCGAGCCGAUGAAGAUUGUCUUCCUCAACGAAAAGGGGGGGCUGUUCCACGGAGUUACCGGCGAGAAACUGGACAUCAUCAACCUCGACGAGGAAUAUGACCAACUGAUGAAAGAGCCGUGGGUUAAGUAUGGCACAAAGCUCAAACUUCGCGAGUUCAAGGAACUCCUCGAGCACCUCCCCCGUACAUCCUCCGUCGCCGUCAUCUCGGCAUCGUCGCUCCAGAAGGAGCUCUUCACUGACAGCGGUGCAGGCACGCUCAUUCGCCGCGGCUACAAACUCUUCAAACACGACAGCAUCGACAAAAUUGGCGCAGAUCGAUUCCGGCAGGUCGUGCAUGACCGUGACCCCGAAGUCCUUGCCGGUCUGCAGAGCGUCACGGGUGUGCUCAACGACCUGAAGAACACGCCGUACACCGUAUACGGCGAUGAUCCUUUAGACGUCGUCGCGGUCGUGUCGCGGCCCGAAGGCGAGGUCCCAGUGAUGACGCGGAUGCUCGCGAGCCGCACAGGUGUGCUGAACAACGUCACGGACAACAUCUUCAACGCCAUCAAGAAGGAUCAUCGCCGCCUCUUUUGGACUGCGCAAGCUGACGACGAGAACCGUGCCUGGCACUUCGAGCGCGCCGACGGGAGCUUCACACGUGCUGGGAAGAGUCUGUUUUGGUACGGUGUGCAGGAUGUCGCGGAGGUCGAGCGGAUUAUCAAGGGGUUCGAGGCGAAGGGGCGGAUUGAUAGGUCGUACCUCCCUGUUGGUCCUGCUGCACCUCCAAGGAAGGAUGCUGGGCUCGGCGGCGUGAAGCAGUAUUCGACUCUGGCAAGAAAGGCGAUGCCCGGGUACUCCAGAGGUUACGCGACCUCUGCUCCAGCUGCAGCUGAGCCGAAGCGUCUCGCCUUGAUCGGCGCGCGGGGCUUCACUGGUCAAUCACUCACAAGUCUUCUCUCCUCGCACCCCACCCUAGACCUCACACAUGUGUCUUCCCGCCAGCUGGCCGGGUAUCCGUUGGACUCUUACACCAAAGCCUCCAUCAAUUAUUCAAACCUCUCUGUUGAUGAUGUCGCGGAGAUGGAGAAAGAGGGGGAGGUGGAUGCGUGGGUGAUGGCGUUGCCGAAUGGCGCGUGCAAGCCGUUCGUGGACGCCGUGGAUCGCGGGGCUAAGGAGCGGAAGGCCGGGGAGGGUAGCGUGGUUGUGGAUCUGAGCGCGGAUUACAGGUUCGAGAAGGGCUGGACGUAUGGUCUUCCGGAACUCUACGGGCGCGAGCGGAUACGGACGUCGAAACGAAUAUCAAACCCAGGAUGCUAUGCGACUUCCUCGCAACUGCUCAUCGCACCGCUCCUAAAAUACCUGAAGCCCGGCGCCUGGCCCACGGUGAUGGCGCUCUCUGGGUACAGCGGCGCAGGCACCGUAGCUGCCACAGACCCCGACGGUCGACCUGUGAGUGCACCGAAGGUCACACCAGAGAUCCUCGGCGGCGGCGUGCGCCCAUAUGCACUCACCGAUCACAUCCACGAACGCGAGGCCGGGCAUCAUCUCUCAACGCUCCUCACUUCCCGAGGCGCUAACGGCCCCGAUAAAAUGAAGCUCGCGUUCGUGCCUAUGGUCGCGCCGUGGUUCAGCGGGAUCAUCUCGACGCUGUCGAUGCCGAUCAACCAGAAGUUGACGGCCCGGGAGGUCGCGGCGCUGUACGAGGAAAUGUAUUCUGGAGAGAGGCUGGUGAAGAUCCAGAAGGGCGUUCCCGAGUUGAGAGACGUUGAGGGGAAGCAGGGGUGGACUGUUGGAGGGUUUCAGGUGCACAGCGAGGGCGAGAGAGUCGUGGUCGUGGGUGGCCUAGAUAACUUGCUGAAGGGUGCAGCGACACAAUGCUUGCAGAAUGUGAACAUAGCACUGGGGCUGGAAGAAUAUGCAGGCAUACCUGAAGACAACUAA
This is a messenger RNA of Pleurotus ostreatus (oyster mushroom), 2655 nucleotides long. RefSeq lists its product as uncharacterized. Gene Ontology annotation, cellular component: mitochondrion; mitochondrial matrix; cytoplasm. Gene Ontology annotation, biological process: L-arginine biosynthetic process. Lineage: Eukaryota; Fungi; Basidiomycota; Agaricomycetes; Agaricales; Pleurotaceae. Gene Ontology annotation, molecular function: L-glutamate N-acetyltransferase activity, acting on acetyl-CoA as donor; arginine binding; acetylglutamate kinase activity. The record is from RefSeq and is a predicted model, not a curated record. The transcript is spliced from 7 exons. Bases 1 to 2655 code for a protein of 884 amino acids.